This is a messenger RNA of Bemisia tabaci, 1613 nucleotides long. Its product is annotated as lysosomal phospholipase A and acyltransferase. Lineage: Eukaryota; Metazoa; Arthropoda; Insecta; Hemiptera; Aleyrodidae. The record is from RefSeq and is a predicted model, not a curated record. Gene Ontology annotation, biological process: lipid metabolic process.
UCAUGAUGACGUGAGUAUGUUUCAAACCAAUGUUGCCUUAAUUAGCAGUAAACGUACCAAAUUUUGAAUUAUCUUCACCCCAGAAUAGGAAUUUUACCGGUAAACAAUGUUCGCGAAUGCAGCUGAAAAAAUAAGUGGCUUUGCUAUAAUGGUAUUGAUGUAUCCUCGGAACCGAAGCUCACAUUAGUGUUUGACAUCCCGGUGUAUCCUAUCGCCUCGAGCAGAACAUGUUGUGAUCGGGUUGAACAUACACGUGAAGAAGAAAAACGCAUACUUUCUCCAUGUUCAUUUCAAUUUUUCAGUGGCUCCUCUUAUUAAGCUUCACCUGCCUUCCUACAUGGUCGUAUCGUAGUUAUGAUUACAACGCAGACGUAAUGGCACCUGUUAUUCUCGUUCCCGGAGUUGUUGGAACCCAGGUGGAGGGUAAAUGGAACACAACUUCGCACCCGCUGUACUGUGAGGGGUCGCAAGGGUAUUGGAAACUGUUAUGGUUCAAAUGGGAUAUUCUUGUCGGUGGUGAUUCGCUCAGAUGCUGGGUUUAUAGAUAUAAGCUAAUUUAUAACAGAGCCACCCACCGAAGUCACAACCAAAUCGAAGUGGAGACACGGGUCCCGGGGCGAUUCGGAGAUCUCCAACCCGUCGAAUACAUGACCCGGGACCUGAUCACCCAAUUCGGGAGUGGAUACUUGCAGGAUAUAAGCAACUCGUUGGGGGCCAGUGGAUACGACUCGGAACGCAAUCUGAAAGCGGCUGGGUACGAUGGGCGCUAUGCACCGCCUCAACAAGUGGAGAUCGGAUACUACGCAAAAUUUACAAAACUUGUCGAGAGAGUUGCAGCUAACACAACACGGAAAGUAGCGAUCAUCACGCAUAGUAUGGGAGGAAUUAUGACCGCAUACUUCCUUAUGAAUAAAAGCCAAGCCUGGAAGGACAGACAUAUCCACGCUUUCAUCGCUAUUGCAGCACCUUGGCUUGGCAGCGCGAAACCUGUAGAAGUCUUUAUCACAGGAGCUGACUUCAAUAUUCCAACAUUGGAUAAAUCGGAAAUGAGGGAACUCCUCAGGACUUUUCAGUCCAUGGCACUACUCUUGCCUGCAGAGGAAGCAUAUGGAGACACAGUUUUGGUUGAAUGGCUGAAUAAGAACAAAAAUUACACGGCCAAGGAUUAUAAUCAAUUAUUUCACGACAUUCACUAUACAGACGGCUAUCUGAUGAGGCAGGAUGUCCGCUCGUUUAUGCCCAUCCAAGGAAAUAAGUUGGGAGUGAAGGUGGUUUGCAUUUGGUCUCAUGGGCUAAAAACCCCUUUCAAGAUGAUCAUAAAAGGCAACAACAUUACAAACCCAACGUCAGUUAAUUUUACAAAUGUUGAUGGAGAUGGUACGGUGCCACUGAAAAGUCUGCGCUACUGCGAGAAAUUUCCUCGAGUCACUUCUUACGAAGUUUCAGGAUACGAACAUUCACAAAUAAUGCACUCACAGGAGGUGCUUGACUAUAUUAAAUCCGUCUUAGUCAAAGCAGAACCUUUUCAGUGAAACAAGUCUUUAGGAAGAAAAAUACACUGAAAAAGGCAGUCAACAGCUGAAAAAACUGUAAAUAAAUUAUGAUUCAAUUCA